Saprolegnia parasitica CBS 223.65 is the source of this 615-nucleotide messenger RNA. RefSeq lists its product as hypothetical. Bases 1 to 615 code for a protein of 204 amino acids. NCBI's taxonomy places the organism in Eukaryota, Oomycota, Saprolegniomycetes, Saprolegniales, Saprolegniaceae. The record is from RefSeq and is a predicted model, not a curated record. The transcript has 2 exons.
AUGGACGACUUUUCCGGGGAACUCGAGGCCACGCGUCGUGCGACAGCGACAACAAUUCUCGAGUCCAAGCACAAAGACAUGCCCACGUCCUUCAUGUACACCGAGCACCGCAUCGACCUGGCCCAUCCCGUGGUACCGGAGCCGUCCGCGGAGUUCCUGGCCGGCCAACGCGACGGGUUUCUUUAUAUCGUCGACGAGCGCACAGGCCUGCCCAUCCUCGACCACGAGCACUACCCGCUUGUGGUCCCGCAUCCUGAGCCCGACGACCGCGAAAAAUUCAUCUGCAGCCUUCUGGGUCCGUGCAACUGCGGCAUCAAGUUCAUGAAGGCGGCCAAAGCGGUGGCGACGGUCGUGCCAGCACUUGGUGCGGCGGUUCCGAUCUUGGAGUCAGCACUGAAUGGCCUCAAGGCGGUAGUGAUGGGCGCGUUCUACACCGAGGACGUGCUCAGCCGUACUUUUGAAGAAAUUGUGCGAGCGGGAGACCCCGAUGGCAACUAUGCCGGCGUCGUGCAGCACGCGCGCGACGACGGCUCAGUCUUCUGGGCGCAGCCACUCGACGUCCAAGCGACGCCCACCACCAACGAGCCCGCGGCGCCCGGUGCCAACGACGCCUGA